UGCGCCGGGUUCCCUGAAAACACCGACGCUUUCCGACGCUUUCCUGUAUUCGUACCGACGCUUUCCUGGCCAGUCUGCAGAAAAAGUUCUGGAUAAAUUGCGUUUCUACUAAUUUUACGAUUUUUUGCACUCAGGGGCUCAAACUCAAUGCGGAUGGCAACCGAAAGCUUCUGUGAAGUGAAGUAAAGUCAAAUAGCUUACUAAAGAGGGCAAUGAUAAGCCGUAUGUGGGGCAGUAGGAUACGAUACUUUAACGCAUGGCUGCCAAAUAUCAAACCACCAAAUUUGAUCUCCGAAUCAAAUUUGAAAUUCACCGUGGGGGAAAUUCACCAAAUUUGAUCUCCCAACUUUCCAGAACUGCAACCUUUUGUCUAUUUGGUGUUUGGCAAAGUUGAAAGAAGUGUUAAUAGAUCGUCCAGCAACAUCAAGGCAGAAUUAGUGUUAAAAAUUAAAUCAUUGGUUUUGUGGCCCUUCCCAGGCACUCGGUUGUAAGGGCUUGCUCCAAGUUCCGGAGUCAGCUAGGGGCUGUAAUCGAUGCCGAGGGCAGAUGCUUCGAUUAAUUUCCAUAAAUAGCAUAGUAAACUACUCUUUUUACAAAAAAAAAACAUCUGAAACAUAAAUUUCAACCAAACACUUUAUUUUAUCUGUACAUUUAACUGUGAAAUUUUUUGCAAACCCCUGUAGAUGGAAUCCUACGCGGAAAUGCCGGUCUAGACAGGCUUUCGAGGCUUAAUUCAUUACCGCGCUGCCGGUUAGUCAGUCCUUGCUAUGGGACGACGGUCCAUUCUAGACUUUAAUCCAUGAUGGGCAUGUUAUUGAUUCGUUCGAGUUGACGAGUGUACCACGGGACCGCCCCGGUCCAGCACUGUACUGCUGUAGAUGGUACUACUACUGUGGAUCUAGCAUCUACUACUGUAGAUGGAAUAGCAGUAAUAGAUAGCAGUAUGUAUUUGUAACACAAUCUAAUCGGUUGCUGUGCCUGCAAAACCUCCAGCACAAGGUGCUACAAUGUGUUUGUGAUAGGUGAUAGCAAAUUUGUUCCAUACACGGUAAAUAUUGUACUUUUGAUGAUUAAAUUAGUUUCCUUGUAGCGUUGAAGUUAUUGUGCAAAACAAACCUUAUUCCCUUUUUGGACUUGUUAGCUUAUCGCUUAUCUGAGGCUUAUUUUUACUUGUAGCAGGUUUGUGAAGUGAAGAUUCUUUCGGAAAUACAUCCAUUGUAAAACUGGAUGGAUCUGGUCUAGAAUUCGUACCGAGGAGGAAAAACUGGAGGGAUUUUAUUUCAUUUAUGGCAGUUGUGGUAAAUAUGUAUUUUUUAUUACAUGUUGUACACGCAUUCUAGCAAUACAAUUGAUAACAUAGCGCUGCAGUGAUGCAAUAAUUUCUCAGCAUCAAUAAACAAUUCUGACGAACAUGUGUAUUGGUGCAUGUUGUGGUAUUUGUAAUAGCAAUGAGAGUUCAAUGAUAUGUAUGACAGAGAAUUGCAAAAACUAUAUUUACUCAGAUUACGUUCUACAUCCGUCUGAGGAAAUAGUCAAUAUGGGGCAACGCGAUAGCAAUCGCUCAAUAUUAUGGGUAUUUUUUACAAUAAUUCCAACGAUGUUGAUGGCAGAUGCUAACCAAUCCACAGCUGCAACUUCAGCCUUCUGUGUAAAUCCUGCCGGUGACCCUGGAAAGUGUAUUUACUUCCUCGAUUGCAAACCACUGCCCCGUGCAUUGAGUACGGAUCUAAAUUUCCUUAAAAAUAGCCAAUGCAAUCAAAAAGAAGCACCAGGCUUUAUAUGUUGUCCAGAUAAACGGCACGUGUUACCCGAACCUCCGCACUGUGGUGUGCGGGCUGCAACGCAACUUACAGGCGCUCAACUAACCCAGCCUGAUGAUUAUCCUUGGACGGCGCUGAUUGAGUACGAGAAACCGGACGGCACUACCGGAUUUCACUGUGGUGGAACGCUUAUCAAUCAAGGGCACAUUUUGACGGCUGCCCAUUGCGUUAGCUCGCUUCGCGCUGGCUGGAAAGUUCACCGUGUAUUACUUGGAGAGUGGGAUCUAUCCUCCGUACUGGAUUGUGCAUAUAAUGUCUGCAACAAUCCUCCGAUCGAAGCGAAAGUCUCGAAGAUCAUCGUUCAUGACGGAUAUGAUGCGCAGAACGGAAGCUUCAACCAUGAUAUUGCGCUUAUUCGCUUCGAGGAGUUAGCGAACUUUCCUGAUACAAUUGUACCAAUCUGUUUGCCGAUAGCGGAUUCAAUUCCAUGGGAAAACAUUACGGAUGGAUUCAGCACGGUGGUUGGAUGGGGAAAAUCCCAGUCUACCGCUGGUGUGACAAAGAAACUUAAACUCAAUCUAAAGGUGAGGAACUUUCGAGAGUGCUCUUCGCUGUUGGAAUGGCCAGAGAAAAUGCAGCCAUCUCAACUGUGUGCGUUAUGGGAGCGAUCGAAUAGGAAAAUCUGCAGUGCUGAUGCUGGAGGUGGUUUAGCAUGGUUUUACCGUCGCUUUCAUUAUCUUAUAGGCGUUGCUGGAAGUGAUGAGCAAAAGUGCGGAUCGGGCGAUGUACCUGGUGUAUUUGUUAACGUGUCGUACUAUAUGAAUUGGAUAAGAGAUAACAUUAAAUAAAUUAUCACAUCUACACUAUAAACAAAAA
This is a messenger RNA of Anopheles gambiae (African malaria mosquito), 2636 nucleotides long. Its product is annotated as CLIP domain-containing serine protease B4-like. Lineage: Eukaryota; Metazoa; Arthropoda; Insecta; Diptera; Culicidae. The coding region runs from base 1412 to 2608 and encodes 398 amino acids. The transcript is spliced from 4 exons. Gene Ontology annotation, biological process: proteolysis. The record is from RefSeq and is a predicted model, not a curated record. Gene Ontology annotation, molecular function: serine-type endopeptidase activity.